AUGCUGUUCUACCCCGGCCGGCGUCCUCUCCAGCCGCAGCUUCCGCCGCCAACGCCCGGGCUGGACUGGAGCUUCGCCGGCGCCACGGGGAACGAGACGACGGUGCUGCUCCCAGACGCCCCCCAGCUGUACGCGGCCCUGCCAACAGGGCGCCUUGCCGCAGAGCAGGGACGCCGCGGCUGCGUGUCCACGGACGCGUCGAAGUUUCUCGACGAGAUCAAAGCCGUGAUCGACGCGCACAUUGUUUUCAGGGGCGAGCUGCUGGUCGGCGGGCCGCUGCCGCCGGACUUCGAGGAGCGGUUCGUGGAGGGCGUGUCGGAGGCCGCCCGAGUCCCGGCGGAGGCGGUGCGGGUGCUCCGCGUCGGCCCGGCCGAGGAUGCAGAGGGCGCCGACGUCGACACCGUCGUUUUCACCGCCCCCGCGAGCGUCGUGCAGCUUGCGGAGGACGAGGCCGGGGACUCGAACUCGGACCUCGCCAGGGGCCCGUUGCACGUCUUCCUCGUCGACCGCGCCGCCAGGGACGGCGAGGCUCCAGCGGCGCUCGCCGCGCCAGCGGCCGAGGGGGCUGGCGAGGAGGCGGAGGCGCCCGAGCGAAGGCAGUCCGCAGGGGAGGAGGCGCCCGCCGCUGCAGCCGAUGCGGAGGCGGAGGAGGCCGCGCAGCACGGCCAGGAGGCGGACGCGGAGGAGGCCGCGCAGCACGGCCAGGAGGAGGACGAGGCCGCCGGAUGGAGGAGGCGCCGCCCACGGAGCACGCCGGGCGGGAGGCCCGCGCAGGCGGAAGAACGUUCGAUGUGGACGGCGAGAUGCCGUACGGAGAUCUGGAGCCGUUUGGCCGCGAAGACACGGCCGAGCUCACGGGCAGCUCUAUCCUGGAGAGCGACCAGAUGGUGGACCAGCUUGAGAGGGCUGAGGUCGCGGAGGAGAAGCGUGCUGUCUUCCGGGCGCUCACCAGGCUCCGCGGCGCCGCCAUCACGUCCUUCGACGGCAUCGCGCGCUCGCAGGAUCCCACGGGGAACAUCGACGAGUACAACAAGCGUCACAGGUGGCGAGAUACACACCCCUUGCACCACCUCGCUGAUGAGGAGUCCGACGUUGCCAAAUGGAGGGGGCCUUCCCCGAAGACUGCUGAGGACUGCCGAAGGGCCUCCCGCGCGACCCGAGGGCCCCCGCGCACGGCGGGCGCUCCCCUCGCAUGCCGGCCGGGUGCGGCGCGCGCCGGGUCCGGAAGCGGCCAGAGUCGCAGAGGUGCGGAUCUCAGCUCCGGAGUCCAGCGCCGAUCCCAAACAUCAUGCGUAUGCUGUUUCUUGUCUGUCU
This is a messenger RNA of Prorocentrum cordatum, 1314 nucleotides long. NCBI's taxonomy places the organism in Eukaryota, Dinophyceae, Prorocentrales, Prorocentraceae. The record is from the annotation of a GenBank genome assembly.